Cynara cardunculus var. scolymus (artichoke) is the source of this 2289-nucleotide messenger RNA. RefSeq lists its product as uncharacterized. The transcript has 2 exons. The coding region runs from base 604 to 1956 and encodes 450 amino acids. The record is from RefSeq and is a predicted model, not a curated record. NCBI's taxonomy places the organism in Eukaryota, Viridiplantae, Streptophyta, Magnoliopsida, Asterales, Asteraceae.
CUCCUUUUUGGAUUUUAACCCUUUUACGCUUCUUUCUCGGAGCUAAAACGGGACCCCACAAUCCACCCCCCAUUCAUUGAACCUGCAAUAAACCCUCCCAAUUUCAUCAUACAGAUCUCUCCGUCUACACUUUUCUUUGUCAUUUUCUGGUUGCUUCAUCUCUUCAUCACCAUUUGUAAGUCUUUAUGUAUGAUUUUUAUGCUGAAUUACUUCGAUUAUUGUAUUGGGUUUUUGUGGGUUUUGCUUCUUUUCUCUUUUCCCCUUGAUUUUUAGUGAUGUCUUGAGUUGGGUGUUUGUUUAAUCUUGGUAGUAUUUGGAUCAAGUGUUUGUUUAAUUUGCGAUUUUGGAUGGUAUUAAGUAAGAAGGGGUUUACCCUUUGCCUUCCCUAAAACUGUGAAGUACAAAAUUCCUCGAGAAAAUGAUGGAUUUCACGAGAAAUUUUUGCUGAUAAGUUAGGUUUAGGACAGGGAUUUUGAGGAUUUUAGCUGAAAUUUUGGCUAGUGGUUUUAGGAGUGUGAAUUUGAUGCGUGUUUUAAGGAGGAAAAAAGGGGGGUUUUUUCUCUUGCUUUUAGAUUGAUCUAGAAUACCCUAUUUGAGAUACCAAUGGAGGGUAAUUUAUCCUCUGGGAAUAUGAUUUCUGGGCAAACAGGAAGUUCUUAUGGUGGACUUGAUUUGCAAGGUUCCAUGAGAGCUCAUCAUCAACAACAUAACAACCCUUUUACACUUAAUCAACACCAGCAUCAUCAUCACCUCCAAUCCAGUAGACAACAAGGAUCCAUGGUUCAUCCUUCGAUUCAUGAGAAUUUGCCUCUUAGAAUGGGAAUGAUGCAAGAUUGUGAUCGUCAUAACCCGACCAUAUCUUUGGCUGAUUUUGGGAAGGGGGAAAGGGGAAAGAGUUGUGUAAGUGAUGAAGACGAGCCAAGCUUUGCAGAAGAUGGUCAUGAAAACCGUAAUGAUGAUAACCGAGGGAAAAAUAUGUCACCUUGGCAACGUGUGAAAUGGAGUGAUCCGAUGGUUAGGCUUUUGAUAACCGCUGUUUCUUACAUAGGGGAAGAUGCUGCAAUGGAGUAUGGAGGUGGGUCUAGAAGGAAAUAUUCAAAUUUACAGAAAAAGGGUAAGUGGAAGUCCGUUUCAAAAGUUAUGGCCGAGAGGGGUCAUUUCGUUUCUCCUCAGCAGUGCGAAGAUAAGUUUAAUGAUCUGAACAAAAGGUACAAGAGGCUUAACGAGAUUCUUGGCAGAGGCACUUCUUGUGAGGUUGUUGAGAACCCUUCUCUUCUUGAUUUGAUGGAUCAUGUGUCUGAUAAAGCAAAAGAAGAAGUUCGGAAAAUUCUCAGCUCUAAACACUUGUAUUAUGAGGAAAUGUGUUCAUAUCAUAACGGGAACCGUUUGCAUCUUCCUCCGGAUCCUGAACUACAACGUUCACUGCGAUUGGCUCUUAGAGCCAGAGAUGAUCAUGAAAGCAAUGAUGGAAGAAGGGGCUCACAUGAGGAUCUUGAUGAAGAUGAUCAAGAUCCAUAUAUGGAUGAUCAUGAUGAUUAUGAGGACCAUCAUCAUGGUCUACAAUUGGAUCAGAGAGCAGUAUAUGGGUUGGGUGAGGGAUCUACGAAAAGGGUAAAACAAUGUGAAGGCCACGAUCUUGUUUGUAACAAGAAUUUUGGUUCACAGCCCAAAAAUGUGCAGGCCGACAUGAAUCAAGCUCUACCCGAAGGGGUAAAAGCUAAUCUCUUACAGGAUCAGUGGAUGAAACACCGGUUGGUUCAACUAGAAGAACAGAAGCUACAUAUCCAAGCACAAAUGUUGGAAUUGGAGAAAGAAAGGUUCAAGUGGCAAAGGUUUCGGCGGAAAAAGGACAGAGAACUGGAGAUGAUGAAGAUGGAAAACGAGAGGAUGAAAUUGGAGAACGAACAAAUGGCAUUGGAGUUGAAGCGUAAGGAGAUGUGUGCAGAUCUUAACUAAUUCGUGAAGGAUUUCAAGCUAAAGAUUGGCUGGACCUAUAAAAUGUCAGGAACGGGCGUACUUCUAGAAGCAAUAUUCAUUGUAUUGGAUUGGAUUGGAUUCAGAAAACUGAUAUUGUUGCUCAAAGGGAUGUAGUAAGGGAAACGUUACCAAUUUGUGAGGUUCACUUGUUAUUGUCUUAAAGAAGUCAUCUUGAUUAGCUCAAAAUUCACAUUUGCUUAUUAGUAGAUUUUGUGUGCACUUUAUUUGAAAAAACAAUCUCUCUACUCCUUGUACUGUCUGUGUACAUUUUUACCUUCUUCAAGGGUUUGAGGUUUAGUUUGGUUUGAUGUA